AAAUUUAACGCGUCGUGACGAGCUUAAUCAUGAGAGAUCGAAAUUCGUGGAUACGUUCGAAGCAGUAUUCUUUGACACAAGUGAGGGUGCUUGGUUCGAUCUGAACUACAAAACUGGUGAACAUUACGACGACGCCUAUCCAUCACUGGCGGUGCCACUGUUCACGGAAUGCUACCAAGCGCUGAACAGUGCGAUGAUGGUCGAUGUCCUAGAAACACUACAACGCAAAGGAUUAUUGCAAUUUCCGGGCGGUGUUCCAGCCAGCUUAAUAAAAGGCACGAAUCAGCAAUGGGAUUAUCCGAACGGAUGGGCACCAAUAAAUCAUAUGAUCAUCGAAGGACUACGGAAAUCAAAUAAUCCAACACUACAACAACGGGCUUUUGAACUAGCUAAUAAAUGGAUCAACCGCAAUUACGCACUUUAUCAGAAGGACCGAAAAAUGUGGGAAAAAUACGACGUCGCAAAAGAAUACGUACGUGCUGCUAAGGGUGGCGAAUAUGAAAACCAGUUCGGCUUCGGUUGGACCAACGGCGUAGUACUGGAUCUGUUGGUAACAUUCAGUAAACGAGCUAUAGUGAAGCCAACCGGUACGCCGGUCGACACUCAUGUCGUCGUACGUCCCGACGUUCCUGCCGAGAAAACUAUCCCGAUAGUGCAAUAUGUAGCACCAGAGCGACCUUCGGAAAAGCUGUGGCGAUUCGUGAAACGACUGUUGAUUCGAGCACUGGUCGCCUUCCUGAAGUGCAGGAGCACCAACACCAACAGCAACAACGAAUUUAGAUAGCC
Messenger RNA from Gongylonema pulchrum, 786 nucleotides. NCBI's taxonomy places the organism in Eukaryota, Metazoa, Nematoda, Chromadorea, Rhabditida, Gongylonematidae. The record is from the annotation of a GenBank genome assembly.